AUGGCAACUGCCAACCCCCAAACGACCAAACGCUCCGAGCCAUUCGAUAUUGUCGCGACGUACAAUGAAUUGCUUCAUUCGGAUUCCGAUUUGACGAUGCCAAUCGCAGCCAUCGAAGCUCUAGUACUCCUCCUCACACACUCCCCUUCGUCCACGAUAUCGGAAACGCUCGACCUUCUUGAGAAAUCCACCACGCAUUUGAAGAACUCCAUCCCUAACCCUAUUGGUCUCUCUGCCGGUACCGAUUUAUUCCAGCGCUAUUUGAUUACGACACUACAAAGACCAGGACAGCUGGGACCAGCAGGCGAUUUCAAUGCUAUUAGGGCACACCUUCUUUCCAACAGUCGGCUGUUCAUUCGACGUGCAAAGGAAAGCCGAGAUAAGAUUGCUGCCUUCGGAAGGGGUUUCGUUCGCGAUGGGAGCACAGUAUUGACCAAUGGUGGGUCUAGAGUUGUCGCUUCGUUGUUGCAGCAGGCUGCCGACGAAAAGGGUGGACCAUCAGCAGUACGAUUCAAGGUGAUAUACGUUCUUUCGUCGCCAAAGGGGGAUAUUGAGAACCCUACCGCGGAGCCGGAGGGGAUGGAGACGGUGCGUGCUCUUCGGGCGAAGGGCGUCCCUGUUGCUACUAUUCCAGAGUCAGCUGUGGCAUACUCACUUGGGAAGGCGGAUGUGGUUAUCGUGGGCGCGGAGGGUGUUGUGGAGAACGGCGGCAUCGUAUCUCGAAUCGGCACCUACCAGAUUGGUCUCCUUGCGAAAGCGAUGGGAAAACCGUUCUAUGUUGUUGCCGAAAGCCACAAGUUUGUCCGAGUCUACCCGCUUGGACAAUAUGACCUACCGAUUGAACAACACGUUAUUGAUUACAAGACGCAAGAAGAUGUCGAUACUGCCAAGCAACAGAAGAGUCCGGCCAACCCUUCAAGUACACCGCUAGGCUCGAACUCCGAGUUCGACCCUGAGUUUGUUGAUUUUACGCCGCCUCAUUUGAUUUCCGCCUUGAUCACUGAUAGUGGUGUGUUAACACCGAGUGCUGUCAGUGAAGAAUUGAUCAAAAUAUGGUUCUAA
Molecule: messenger RNA, 1062 nt
Organism: Aspergillus puulaauensis
Lineage: Eukaryota; Fungi; Ascomycota; Eurotiomycetes; Eurotiales; Aspergillaceae
Gene: GCN3
Product: translation initiation factor eIF2B subunit alpha
Exons: 2
Coding region: 1-1062 (353 amino acids)
Biological process (GO): translational initiation
Cellular component (GO): eukaryotic translation initiation factor 2B complex
Molecular function (GO): translation initiation factor activity; guanyl-nucleotide exchange factor activity
Source: RefSeq, a predicted model, not a curated record